CCGACACCAUGGAAAUCCAAUCUCUCGCUUGCUCGCUCUCGAUUUUCUGGGCGCCCGCUCUUUUGGUUAUCUCUCGAGAGAGAGAGGGAUUCAAAUAUAGACAGGUGCAGAUCAGCAGAGCGAGGAUCUUUUCCACUCUCAGGGAUCUGGCUCGCCACUUCUUGUCAUCCUACAAGGACUCUACCAGGACCCCACACGCAGGAUCGUCAACAUGGGGAAAUUCUCUGCGGAGCGUCUCAAUGACAAGGUCGCUCGAUCGGCGGUCGGGAGGUGGUUCCGACUCGAUGGAUGCGGUCAUCCCUUGGCCAGGAAGGGUAGCAGGUUCACGACAGAACUCCGAGCGGGGAGCGUUAUCGGUGCUGCCAUGUUGUACAUCAUCGCGGUCAACUCGUCCGUCUUGAGUGACUCUGGUGGUCCUUGUGUGUGUGCUUCCACGCCCGAUGAUCCUAUCUGCGAGACCAACAUCGACUACAACCUGUGCAUCAAUGAGCUCAAGCGGGACUAUGUCACCAGUACCUCGGCAAUUUCUUUGAUCGCUACCUUUUUGAUGGGUCUCCUGGCAAACAUGCCUUUGGGUCUCGCUCCUGGUCUCGGUGUCAAUGCCUUCUUUGCUUAUUCUCAGGUUGGAUUCCACGGAACUGGACCUAUCACCUAUGGCGAAGCUUUGGCUGCCGUCUUCCUGGAAGGAAUCAUCUUCUUCUUCCUCACCGUCUUUGGUCUCCGUCAAUGGCUCGCCAGGUUGAUCCCCCGUUCCAUCGCCCUCGCUAUUGGAGCCGGAAUCGGUCUCUUCUUGACGCUUAUUGGCCUCAGUUCGUCCGGUCUCAACGUCGUUCAGGGCGCUACCUCGACCCCGCUUCAAAUCGGAGGUUGUCUUCCGCAAUACGAAGAGAACGGGAUCUGCCAGUCGCACGUCCUCCAGGAUCCCAAGAUGUGGCUCGGAAUCUUUGCUGGUGGGGUCAUCACCGCCUUCAUGUUGCUCUACAGGGUCAAGGGUGCUCUUCUUUGGCCCAUCUUCAUUGUCGCCAUCAUCUCUUGGCCUCGAAGCACACCCGUCACCGCUUUCCCUCACGACGUUAUCGGAGAUUCCAACUUUGACUUCUUCAAGAACGUCGUCAGCGCCCGAGGCUUCAGCUUGCUCGGUCCCAAAAAUGUCGAUUGGCAAGGUUACAAGAACGGCAAGACCUGGAUCGCUCUGAUCUCGUUCUUGUACGUCGAUCUACUGGAUACGACCGGUACUCUAGUAGCCAUGUCGAAGCAGGCCGGUCUGUUCGACGCUAGGGACGGUGACUUUGAGGGCAGUUCCGUCGCUUUCCUGGUCGAUUCGGCUUGUAUCUCCAUGUCCGGACUCUUCUUUGGAUCUUCCCCUUGCACGCCUUUCGUCGAAUCUGCUAGUGGAAUCGCCGAAGGUGGAAAGACCGGAUUGACCGCCAUUGCGACCAGCUUUUGGUUCUUUGUCAGCAUCUUCUUUGCUCCGAUUUUGAGCAACAUCCCGUCUUGGGCGACCGGGUCCGUCCUGGUCAUCGUCGGAGCCAUGAUGAUGGAGAAUGCCACCAAGAUCAACUGGGACUUUAUCGGUGAUGCCCUACCAGCCUUUAUCGUGCUCGCAUGCAUUCCUUUUACCUACAACAUCGCCUACGGUAUCAUUCCCGCAUUGAUCGUCUUCAUGCUGCUCCACAACGUGCCCCGUGUCCUCGGCAUGAUCUCGCCCCGUCUUUUGCCUCCUGGCUGGCACGACCUCAAGGAGCCUUACUCGGUGGCCGCCAUGAUCCGGGCUCAAUCGAACGGAGGAACCCAAUCCAAGCUCUGGACCGUCUUGCCUCCCUGGAUGCGAAAGCUUUUCAACGGCAACCGCAAAUUCUGGGCUUACACUCCCGAGGAGAUUGAGAGGCAUCUCGAGGGUCGAAAGAUGACCGAGGAUGCGGAUCGUGCCGCUGCCGAACUCCGUCAACGUGAGAGGGAUGACAUGCGAAAAGCCAUGGGUCUGGCCACGGUCAUCACUACGCGCGACGUAACCGAUUUGGACUAUGACGCCGAGAACGGCUCCCCGGCCUCGUUUGAGAUGCAGGACCCCAGCAAACAACACAGGGCGCCCGAGGAAGGAUUGUUCGGUUCAAAGACCUACGAGACCAGGUGAUAUCUUGAUCCUCCAGGUACACUACUGCUAGGUAUUACCGCAUCAAAUGUAUACUAGUCGAGAUCUUUCAUAUAAUACAAAGGGUAUCAAGA
This is a messenger RNA of Filobasidium floriforme, 2226 nucleotides long. Its product is annotated as permease family-domain-containing protein. Bases 212 to 2134 code for a protein of 640 amino acids. The record is from RefSeq and is a predicted model, not a curated record. The transcript is spliced from 9 exons. NCBI's taxonomy places the organism in Eukaryota, Fungi, Basidiomycota, Tremellomycetes, Filobasidiales, Filobasidiaceae. Gene Ontology annotation, biological process: transmembrane transport. Gene Ontology annotation, molecular function: purine nucleobase transmembrane transporter activity. Gene Ontology annotation, cellular component: plasma membrane.